This is a messenger RNA of Corticium candelabrum, 1874 nucleotides long. Its product is annotated as zinc finger CCCH domain-containing protein 11A-like. The transcript is spliced from 8 exons. Lineage: Eukaryota; Metazoa; Porifera; Homoscleromorpha; Homosclerophorida; Plakinidae. The record is from RefSeq and is a predicted model, not a curated record. Bases 268 to 810 code for a protein of 180 amino acids. Gene Ontology annotation, molecular function: metal ion binding.
AGGAACGUGACAUGAUUGUAUUGUUGUUUGCAUUCGUUGACUACUGCGCACCUUGCGACGCCACAUCAUUGACGUUACUGAAGCGGUAGCUGCGUCGUAAUUUUCGAACUCGGGGGCCAUCAAAGCACAUACGCACAAAGUAGCUAUAGCAGUUCAUAAUUCAGCAGAAAUCUGCGUCAGUGCACUUGCAUAGCAAAAGGAGCUGUUCCAACUUUCAGCUGUUCAACCAGAGACCUUCAAACUGGUGGACACGGUUGAGGCGAUCGAAUGGCUACGAAAGGAGACGAUUGUUACUUCUAUUAUAAUACUGAAUGUCUGAAGGGUGACCAAUGCCCUUUCCGUCACGGUCAAGCUGCACUCGGUAACAACACUGUCUGUACAUUGUGGCUACAAGGAUCGUACUUUCGAUCAGCAUGUCCGUUCAGACAUAUGCAUAUCACUCCGUUGAAGAGUGAGUUGUCGUGUUGCUUUGAGAUUCAACCGAGUGGCUGCCUCAAGCCCAACUGUCCUUUCAAGCAUUUCAAGCUGAGAAAUGUGAGCACACUGGGAACGAGCUCGAUGCUGGUGAUGUCAACAACACAGCCAGUUGUUGCUGUCAGACCGUCUGUUCGUGCUUCUACCAACUUGGUUCAAGCACAGGACAAGGAGACGCCAAAUUUCCUUGGAGUUGUAAAGGAAGGGAUGACGUCUCUAUCAGCCCAGUCAGACAACAAAGGAACAUCAAAUUUGACUGUUAGUGGGCAGAUAGUCACACCAACAAAACCGAUAGAUUUCUUGUACACGACGCGCUGUGCAGAAAGUCUACAGUAACAAUUCCGGUAUUUGUAUUUCUUGUUUGAUUCUAUUGUGGUAGCGUCUUUCUUGGCCUCAACGUGUGUUGAAUAUGUGUGUGCUGUUAGGAGCAUCUUCUGCAAACGAGAACUAAAACGAAGGAGCGAGCAAUAAUAGUCUUACUAUAUAUCAACCAAUAUUGACUGGCUGUAUAAGAUCAUAUUGACUAUCUAUAAAUAGACUGUAUAAAUCAAUCAAUGUAGGCUGUAGAAAUCAUUAUCAAACUGUAAAUUUACAGACAAAUAUGAUUUUAGGUAUAAUUUUACAUGUUGAAUUAACUAUCAAACCCAACACACCUCAGAUUAUUCAAAAAAUUUCUCAAUUUAAAAAAAUUAAGUAUUAAAUAAAUGUAGGAAAAGUGAAGUAUGCUAUACAUUCUUUACAUAUACUUUACAUGCAUACGAUACAUGGUUUGGUUGCAGCCAAUAAUACAGAAUGAGGAUGUGCAUGUGUAGAGGUAUGGUUGGCAUGUGAGGGUCGCCUCGUGAUGAAUUUGAAGCUAAAGAAGAGAUCUCAUUCUAGGAACACUUUCACUUGAGAGAGGACUGCAAUUUGCCUCUGUAAUUUUUGGAAUAAGUUUAUUUCUUGUGGCAGGGUACAAGACCUACGAAACCACAAAUAUAACUCAAUGUUAACUAAUUAAGUUGUCACUAUUACAGAUAAUCGUGAAAUAUUGGAUUGGCUACGUGUAUCGAUUGGUAUCGGCUUGUAUUGGUCUAGAUUAUUAGUUAUUGGAGAAUAAGUAAAACUGUUUUAUCAGUGAAACUUUAGCAAAAAAGGUUUUUUGUACAUGUUCCAGUGCAGGCGUGUAUGUAUGUUUUGCCUUUAACAGCUAGUGCUGCAAAAAUGGUGCAGCUACACUUUUUUGUGGUGUUCUGGACAGCAACAAAUGUCCAUAUAUAUUGGUCCCUUGAAAAUCAAUGGUUCAGCGAGUGUGGUCCAUGUCAUUACACUGUACGAGUAACCAGUUCAUGUACUGUACAGUCUUUUAAUUAAUUGAUUAAUUAAAUGAAAAAUUUUACUGAAGAAAUGCUAUGCUUAAU